AUUUGAUGCAUAUGUCGAUUUGGCCAUCUGUGAGAUCAAAACAUCCGGUGGCAUUGCCGAAAAUUCGAACCAUUUUGAUGCUGCAUCUUCCUGUAGGAAGGCAGCCUGUGUUGGAAAGAGCUCCAAAUCUUAGAAAGUUAGGAUGUUAUGUAUCACCACAGCGUGGUGGUUUGGUGUUCUUCCCUCCGUUAGACUUCCUGGUCCAUCUUGAAAAACUGAAGAUUUAUAUCGACCAUGACUACCGCCACGGUUUACCAACUCAGAUGAGGUUCAGUUGGCUGAAUCGCUUACCCCAUAGCCUCAGGAAAGUGACGUUUUUAAACUGCUAUCUGCCAUGGUCAGAUUUAUCUCAACUUGGAAGAUUACCAAAUCUGGAAAUUCUGAAAAUCUUGUGUGCUGCCUUCCAAGGACCAAGAUGGGACACAAACGAUGGGGGGUUUCAGAAACUGAAGUGUUUGAAAAUCCAGUCUCCUGAGCUUGUAGAAUGGAACACGGACAGUGAUCACUUUCCCCGACUGGAAAGACUAAUUAUGAACGACUGUGGACGACUGAAGGAGAUCCCAAUGUGCUUAGGUGAUAUUCCUACCAUGGGAUUCAUAGAGCUCUGGCGGCCUAGAAGGUCGGUAGCGGAGUCUGCGUGGCGGAUUUAUGAGGAGCAGCAAAGUCUUGGUAAUGAUGGGCUGAAGAUCAUCAUCCAUAGUCGUAGGGAAUAUGAACCAACCUUCUUGUACAAACCUCCUAAGAUAAUGAUCAAUUAUAGGCAUAGCUCAACGGAUGAAUCUGGAGAUGAAGAGUCAUCAGAUGGGGAAGCAUAGACAGAUGUCAAAGAAUGGCCAAAUACAAUCUUCAGUUAUACUUUCUUUGUUGCUGUUUCAAGAGAAAUGGUCC
Messenger RNA from Cynara cardunculus var. scolymus (artichoke), 888 nucleotides. Its product is annotated as putative late blight resistance protein homolog R1B-16. The coding region runs from base 6 to 815 and encodes 269 amino acids. Gene Ontology annotation, molecular function: alpha-tubulin binding. Lineage: Eukaryota; Viridiplantae; Streptophyta; Magnoliopsida; Asterales; Asteraceae. The transcript has 2 exons. Gene Ontology annotation, biological process: protein folding. The record is from RefSeq and is a predicted model, not a curated record.